This is a messenger RNA of Argiope bruennichi, 952 nucleotides long. RefSeq lists its product as uncharacterized. The record is from RefSeq and is a predicted model, not a curated record. Lineage: Eukaryota; Metazoa; Arthropoda; Arachnida; Araneae; Araneidae. The transcript is spliced from 6 exons. Bases 55 to 804 code for a protein of 249 amino acids.
AGUUAUAUAAGUAUCAGUUUCGAAAAGGAGGGCGAACUUUUAAAAGUGUACGAAAUGGAGAAUUUUUCAUUUGAGAAAGACUCCACGAGUGGCGAUCCUUCCAAAGGGCGAAAGGAUGAUCCUCCAGAGCUCGAGGAAUCGGCAAAGGAAAGUGGAAUUCGACCCGCUUCAGUGGAUGCGCCAUGUGAUCCCAGACCGGAUUCUCCUAAUGUACCUCCCCUCCCGGAGCCUGACCAAAGGCCAGACGAUGCGUCUGAUCCAAGCCAACAGCCUGCUCGUGCACCUGUUAUUUGUCCUACAAAAUGGAGAGAGGCAUGCUUUUCAUUUUAUCAACGGAUAUGCACUUUCUCUUUCCAGUUUCCUUUCCAUACCCUGCUGCUUACUUGGCCCCUCUCGACAGCCAUCAUGGGUGUACUGAAUCUGAAUUUUUGUCGCAUCAAUCCGGUUUUGCCUUUUAUAAUGAUGGCUGUUGGAAUCUUGGGAACUGCAGUAGUUCUUUUGCGCUUAUAUACGAUGCACUUUGAGAGAUGUGUUUCACAUAUUUACAGAACAAGAGAUUAUUGGAUUGGGUUACGAAUCGCAGAAUUUACUGUUUGGAAUAUUUUCGCCAUUCAAUUGUACUAUUUUUUCGGGCAAGCUCCCAGCUUCACUCCCGGAGAGGAGCACUAUUGCAAGUGGAAGUUCUACAAAAUCAAUUUCGGGUUGAUGCUUCUCACCUGUGCGGCGAUGCUCGGGUGGACGGCCGUGCACGUCGGCAAAUGCAUCCGUUGGUAUGAGAGGAGGAAUGAGCUUGCAAGCCCUUGAUUGACCGCCCGAUUUCGAGCAUUUUUAAUUGCUUUUUACUUUUUUCAACAAUGUUUUUAAUAAAAGUUUACUAGAUCUUACUCAUAACAUUCUCAAUACAUUUUGAUGUUUUUACCUCAAUUGGCUUGUUUCGUAAUAAAUUUGAAAA